CCACCCCUCCCCUCCCUCCUUCCCUUCGUAGAUAUUUAUCUCGUCGGUCACCGAGGUAUUAUCCCCCCCCCCUCCUCUCUCACACGUACGUUCCGAAACUUGCCACAGCGCAACGACAAUCCCCGCAAGCGACCACCAACACCACCACCCCCUCAUCACCUCGACCAUAAAGUCAGUCGGGUUACCCUGGCCAAACGACUCUCUUCCCUCGUACCUCAUCGGACGCCUCUCUCCUGACCAAAGACGAAACCGUCCUUUCUGGCCUUUGAACAAACGAGACUCCAAACGCCAACGCCCUAUAUCCACAGCAACAGUUGACCCACCUUGACUGUUACUUCCCUCGCUCCUCAACUGUCUUCCUCGUCCUACUACUCCCCCCCUUGACACAGUCGGACAUUGACAUUGCCAGCACUAGCCCGCAUCACCCCGCCCAGAUUAAACGAUAUCAGCAAUCGUCUGUCAAGGCACACUAGUUCCAUCUCUCUCACAACCCUCCCCCCAUACAUAGUCACCACCCACCCACCACCACCACCACCCACACCACCUUCCUCCUCCUCCCCCUCGUUGGCACCUACAUUGCCAUCACAUCCUUUUGACCGCGCCCCUUCGUCGGAUCGAUCUCAAUCAUCCUUCUCGACGUGCAGCAGUCUCUCACCACCACCCUUCCACUUUGGAUCGACAUUGCAAUCUAAACCCUAGAGGGCACCCGUCGCCUUUGAGCGCACAACAGCAGCGAGCUUCCUGCCCAUUCAUCUCUUUGGCCCGUGCGUCGAUCACUCCCUUGGUCUGUGCGCCUCCCAACCACAGUCAGUCACCACCCAACGCGAGCCUUUCCCAGCUUCCUUCGUCGACAACCAACGACGACGACGAAGCCGACGACGACGACGACAACAACAACAGUGUCAUAGGAUCGUCCAAGUUGUGCGCCUUUCAGCACAUUUCCGACCCCAUCUUCGUCUCACAUGCUGAGCACGUUUGAAUCGCGUAUUUCUUUAUCGCCUAGUAGUGAAGAGUUAUCACCCUCGUUCAACUUGUUCUCCCUCGAAGAGGACUUCCCCGACCUCCCCGCCCUCUACAAGUCGCCCUCAAACGCCUUUGACGCUCUUGACCGUGACACCACCCCCAACUCUUUUACUCUCGACUGCAGCUCGGAAAGCCCGUCUGCACUUGCUACUUCGGAAGACGAGAGCAUCCCCUCCACUUCCUCCUACCUCCCCGCUGUCACUGCCAAGUCGUCGCUGGCUGACCCCGAGACAAACGCCUUUGUUGCUACGCUCGGCCGCAUCGACAUCAAGGACAUCGCCUCAGUUCCUCCCCUCUCUAUGAUCCCCCCUCCCUCGGGCCAUUCCAACAAGUCUUCCCCCACAAACUUUGCCUUCACCCUCCCUUACGACCGCCGCCCAACCAUGACCCCCGACUCUGCCACCGACAACUACGGCAGCCACAACGGCCAGUUCCACGGCUACUCUGGAUCUGUCCUGAAAGGCCGUGGCGACGACGACACUGCCGACACGCGCUUCCAGAACCCAUUCUCGCAGCCCGGUCAUCUCGAGUCGAUCAACGCCCACUCCUCUGUUGACCCCCACUUUGUCUCCGAGGGUGUAAACUACCAGGCAUACGGCUCGGCACCGCACAACGUUUCGUCGUUCCCCUACGUUGGGAUCCCCACCGCCGCCCUUACUCGCCCCGGCCAGUCGCUUUCGCGGCCACAGACCAGCGACGGUCUCCCCAGCUACCCAUCUCACCUGCCCGGCCAGGUGCCCCUCCCCAGUGCACGAACUCUUAUCCGUGACACCACUGGUCAGGUCAUGGCGCCUUACUCGUCGCGUCCUUACGGUUCCUUUGACCAGGCUUCCAGCCGCUACGUUGGGCUCGGCCUUGCCGCUCCCCCUUCGGCCGACAACGAGUUGCAGUUUGUUUCUCUUGCCGGACCUGCUCCGAAGAAGCGUUCUCGUCGUCGUUACGACGAGAUUGAGCGUAUCUACCCUUGCGAGUGGAAGGGUUGCGACAAGGCCUACGGCACCCUCAACCACCUCAACGCCCACGUCGCCAUGCAGAAGCACGGCGAGAAGCGCCUGCCAUCUCAGUUUAAGGAGAUGCGCAAGGAGUGGCGCCGCAAGAAGCGUGAGGAGGCGGCCGCCACGGCCAGCAAGGAGUACUCGCAGGCUGCCGCUGCAGCUGCCGAGACGACGGGCAAGCCCGGCUAUUCACAAGGUGCGGAUCAGUACGCCGCGCACGGCUCGUGGGGCUCUCGCCAGAGCCUCGGCGGAGAUGACUCGGUCGUGCCAUCCAUGUACCCCGGAGCCUACUCUGGUAGCAGCUCCGUCGGUACUCUGGAACCGGCCGACCCCUUCGGUCACCGUGGCUCGACUGGUUCGUUUUUGACCAGUGCGCCCACCUGGUCUGGUUCAGACACCCGACCUAACACUGCAAACACAGUUUCCUCCACUGGCUCUCCUACCGAUGGCCGCUUUGCCUACUCCGCUCCCUACUCGACUGGCGUUUCCGUUCAGUACGACUUUGGCCGUGCUACCGCCGGCUCGUACCACAAGGGCCAGUCGGGCCUCAGUAUCGCCAUCCAGCAGGACAGCGACUACUCGUCGUCGGCACCCCAGAGCGGUAACCCCCUCCGCGUCGGCUUCAACCCUUACAGCAUGAGCCAAAACGUUCAGCUCUAAGGUCGACCCGGACCGCCUCACCACCAAAACCCGCACCAACCUUUAGACGCCCCCAACGCCCACCACCACCUAUACAACUCCUCCUACUCAUGCACUCUCGCCAACCCUCAAGCCUCCCCCCUGCAAAUGUGCUAUACCCACAAGGCCUGUGCUCUCUUGUUUCGACUUUCUGUGACCACGAUUCUUGCAACGACGCUCUUGAUUCAAAAGUGAUCAAUGCGACAAAGCUCGCCGUUUUCUCUUGCCAAUGACACCUUUCCAGGUGCUCUUCGGCUCGUUGGUUCUGCCUCGUUGGCUCGAGCGCGCUUGUCGUGCCUCGCCGACCAGACCUCUUUUAAGUAUUUUCCUUACCAUUUUUUAGCACGAGGUUUGGGUAGUCACCACGGGCUGUGCAUGUGUAGCGAUAAUUCUUGUAGCCUGUAGUAUGCAGCCCUGACGCGAAACA
Messenger RNA from Vanrija pseudolonga, 3123 nucleotides. RefSeq names its product C2H2 finger domain transcription factor CON7 (gene CON7). Bases 963 to 2678 code for a protein of 571 amino acids. The record is from RefSeq and is a predicted model, not a curated record. Lineage: Eukaryota; Fungi; Basidiomycota; Tremellomycetes; Trichosporonales; Trichosporonaceae. The transcript has 6 exons. Gene Ontology annotation, biological process: regulation of DNA-templated transcription.